UACGAUCAAGUUCAUGCUAAGUUUAAUUUUAUGCAUUCUUUAUCGUAAAUCAAGUAUCGACUGGAUUUGGACUAAAUGCCCAGUCCAACUACGAACGUAAUUUCCUUCGAGCAAAUCUUUUGUCAUUAGCGAAGUCACUAGAAUGUCGAUUACAUUCACGAUUAAACUCGAUUCUUUGUGAAUUUUGUAUUUUAAAAUCUGAUCUGAUCGAAUAUCGCCAGUCAUUUGUCUACUUGCUUUUGGUAAACGACGUUUAAUGUGUUUAUGGUGUAAAAUGGAUAACAUUUUCGGUUUUUUUGUUGUUCUUGGAGUAUCUGCAAGCUUAGUAUUUGGUGCAAAUGUUCCUUCGAAUGAAGAUUACGCUGGGAAAUUAUUCGGUAGUUUAUUCAACAAUGAUAUUCCAGAAGCAUCAUCGCCGUCCGCAUCUGUAAAUGGUCAAGGAAGAAUAUUUGGCAGUAUAUUUGACGACGAAGUUCCUCACCAAGCUCGAAAUGACACCCCAAGCACAUCUGCGCCAACAACAACAACAACUACAACAACUUCGAAGCCUACGACGGUGUCAAAACCAGAAACAGAAGUCGUCUAUAUUCCUGUUCACCAAGAACCGUCUUACGACCCGAAUUAUUUUCCGAUGAUUCCGCCGUAUCCUGUAUUGUACAGCGCACCGAUGGACUCUCGUUAUCAGCUCAACGACUUUGGAUCUUAUUACCCUAUUAUGAACCAAUUUCCUUCGGCGUAUGAUUCCGGUUUGCAAAAUUCACCGUUGUUUAAUCAAGAUCCUAUCCGCAGCCCGUUGGAAAAAAUUAUUUAUCAACCUAUCUCGCAAAACGCUGUGCCUACAAUUAUGAAACCCGAUUCCAGCUACGUUGGUUCUGAUAGGCUGAUCCUGCAUCCGAUCUACGAAAAUUCUUUGCCUAAUAAUUUUUACGGUGAUAUUAUUCCUUCGAACGUGUUGAAUCCUAAUGUGGUUUCUUCGAAUAAUCCUACUAAAAUCCCUUCGAACGUUAAGCCUGAUACUGAGAAGAAAAUUAUAUUGAAACCGGUCUUCGAGAACAAUCCUUCAAGCUUAGGUCAACUUACAGAAUACGGUCGAGACGAAUUGAAUAGACAAAUUAUGAAAUUAAUCGACAGCUAUUUAAUUAAAACAAAACAGAUUCCGUCUACCAGCAUCGAAUCUCAUACCGAACAAAAUAUCGACGAGACGAGCGAAAAUUCUGAUGAAUAUCCAGUUAUCCAGCCAUCGACCCCGUCUCCUAGUAACUAUACCACGUCUUCGAUUACCCAAGAACAAACCAACAAGGUGCACCGAGUGAUUACAACAACUGAAUUCAACGCCACCCAUAAGAUUCCCCAAACCGAAGUAGUUUUCGAUUCCGAUAAAGUAUUACCAGCAUUGACCAAUGAAACAUUUCAAAGCUCCAUCGAAGUAAAUCAAUCUAUCGCCGGGACAGUUGAGAAUGGUACAGAUGAUUCGAGUAAAUUGGAUUCUAACGCUAACGAAAAAGUCGAUGUCGAAGCUGAUAUAUUGUCUACCAUUUCUCCGAAAGAUUUGAUUACAAGGUUGGAAAAUAAUCGAACGUCUGUCAACGAUUCCAAAUUGAACGAUCGUUUUAUAACCGAAUCCGCUACGAUGGAGCCGACAGUUCGUACUUUUACCGAUAGCAAGGGAAACAAAUGCACUGAGGAAACAGUCGCCGUCAAUGGCAAAGAAUACAACUUGUAUCGUUGCGAAGAGAAAAGUUUCGAUGGAAAAUACGACCAACUCGCGAGGAAAACUGUUAAACCGGAUGUGACAUAUUUUACCGAAGAAUUACCAUCAGCCACUGAAUCUGCGCCAUCGAACGAUAAAAAUAAUCAAGAGUCGGAUGAAUCUGCGAAACAUAAAACCGAGAGCUCUACGUUGAAUACCGUCGUGUAUUCCACGAAUUUUGACGAAAUAGAGUAGGUUUAGAUUUCUUUUGACAUGUCACGCUAUAGGUAGUAUUUAUUAUUAGGGAUUUAUUUGAUAGAUGCGGCUGAUUAAUUGGCGGCCUAUUUUAGUGGUUUUAAAACGUAGACAUAUUUUGAGAUAAAAUUAAUUAUUUAAUUCUAGAUUUAUCGCAUUGCUUAUAAGUAUCUACUUAUUUCUAUUCAAUUUGGUUACUGAUCGUUUCCAGUACAAAUAGAACUAUUUCUAUUUUUAAUAUUAUUCGAUUAAUUUUCGAUUUUUUUUUUAAAUUUAAUUUAUUUUCGAUGACUUUAAUUUAUUACGCGUGACUUUAUUUGUAAUUUGUAUUUAAUUUUUACGAGCUUUCAGAGUUGAUCUAUUUUUGAAGCUCGAUGCAUUUGUUUAAAAGACGAAUAAAAAAAAACUUCUAUAACAA
This is a messenger RNA of Planococcus citri (citrus mealybug), 2363 nucleotides long. RefSeq lists its product as uncharacterized. The record is from RefSeq and is a predicted model, not a curated record. The transcript is spliced from 2 exons. Bases 257 to 1945 code for a protein of 562 amino acids. NCBI's taxonomy places the organism in Eukaryota, Metazoa, Arthropoda, Insecta, Hemiptera, Pseudococcidae.